This is a messenger RNA of Acanthosepion pharaonis, 696 nucleotides long. The record is from the annotation of a GenBank genome assembly. NCBI's taxonomy places the organism in Eukaryota, Metazoa, Mollusca, Cephalopoda, Sepiida, Sepiidae.
AUGUGGUCCCAGGAAACCAACUACACGAAAGUCAAUGUGGUUACAGAGAGAACUAACCUCACUGAAGUUCUAUGUGGUCCCAGAGGAACCAACCUACACGAAAGUCAAUGUGGUUACAGAGGAAUCAACUCACUGAAGUUCUAUGGUCCCAGAGGAACCAACCUACACGAAAACAAUGGUUACAGACUAACCUCACUGAAGUUCUAUGUGAUUCCCCAGAGGAACCAACCUACACGAAAGUCAAUGUGGUUACAGGAGGAACUAACUUCACUGAAGUUCUAUGUGGUCCCAGAUGAACCAACCUACACGAAAGUCAAUGUGGUUUCAGAGGAACUAACCUCACUGAAGUUCUAUGUGUCCCAGAGGAACCAACCUACACGAAAGUCAAUGGUUACAGAGGAACUAACCUCACUGAGGUUCUAUGUGGUCCCAGAGGAACCAACCUACACGAAAGUCAAUGUGGUUACAGAGGAACUAACCUCACUGAAGUUCUAUGUGGUCCCAGAGGAAACCAACCUACACGAAAGUCCAAUAGGAACCAACCUCACUGAAAGUUCUAUGUGGUCAGAGGAACCAACCUACACUGAAAGGUGGUCCCAGGAAAUAAAUUUGCCACGGAAAGUAACCUCACUGAAGUUCUGCCCCUUGUGGUCCCAGAGGAAAACUAACCUACAUCGAAAAAUCAAUGUGGUUUAA